Molecule: messenger RNA, 3482 nt
Organism: Ictidomys tridecemlineatus (thirteen-lined ground squirrel)
Lineage: Eukaryota; Metazoa; Chordata; Mammalia; Rodentia; Sciuridae
Source: RefSeq, a predicted model, not a curated record
CAGGAGUCCUGACGAGGAAGGCCUGUUCACUGUGGCAGCCUCAGUGACCGUCAGGGACAACUCCAUGGCCAGUGUGUCCUGCUGCAUCCGGAACCUCCUUCUUGGCCAGGAGAAGGAAGUAGGGAUUUCCAUUCCAGCUCCCUCCUGGCCAUUUUGGAAAACCUUCCUGUGUCCUGCAGUGCUCCUGGGACUUGUCAUCGCUGCAACAGUUUUUGCUUGGAAACUAUAAGAAAGAAGGAGAAAGAGAAAUGACAAAACUGGCUCCAUAGGGUCUUCCUAAGUUGCUUACGCCCUUGCUAAGUUGCUGAGAUUGGCAUCAAACUUGUGAUCCUCCUGCCUCAGCCUCCUGACUAUAAUCCCUCCAACUGUCUAGGAUUACAGGUGAGCACCACCACACCCAGCAUACAAAUUAUUCUUAAACAUAAAUUGACCAAAAUUGACAAUACAUGCAUGAAUUCAGAUUUAAAGACCCCAAAUAUUUUAUGAUGAUAUCCAUUUCCCCUAAAUGUGAAUAAGAAGAGCACUUCCUUUCUGAUUGACAUUCAUAUGUGCCGGAUUUUCAAGCAAAAAGUGACACAGAUUUGUGUUUGGGACCCUCAUUCUCCUAGAAGUGUGGUGGGUACACUGAAGAAAUCACCUUUUGUCUGAAUCAUAACCCUAAUAAAAGGCAAACAGUGAAACUGGGAAGGACUUCUAUCAUAAACAAAAUACAGUGUUGUAAACUUUAAUUUCUAAACAGAUGACACAGAUUGGUAAGAAACAGCACCAAGAUCAGUCUUUAAAAUCGUGGGCAACUGGCCUGAAAAGCUCAUUUCUGGGAAAUAUUUAAUGGCCGAAGCUCCUGGAUGAGCGCAUCAGCACCCUGCAGUCGCAGAAAGGUCAGCGAUGGUCCGGAAAUCCUGCCUCCCCAGGUGUCUGCUCACCCUCGUGCUCCUGCAGCUGCCCAAGCUGGAUUCAGCUCACUUUGAUGUGAUGGGGCCCCCGGAGCCCAUCCUGGCCAUGGUGGGAGCAGACGCCGAGCUGCCCUGUCACCUCUCCCCAAACGUGAGCGCCGAGCACAUGGAGCUGCGGUGGUUCCGACGGACGCCGUCGCCCGCCGUGUUCCUGUACCAGGCGCCGCAGGAGCAGGAGCGGGAGCCGGAGCGGGAGCUGCUGCCAGAGUACCGCGGCCGGGUGGCGCUGCGGCGCGACGACAUCGCCGCGGGGCGCGCGGCCCUGCGGAUCUGCGGCGUCCGCGCCUCGGACGAGGGCGAGUACCGCUGCUUGUUCAGGGACAACGCCAGCUACGACGAGGCCAUAGUGCACCUCCGAGUGGCAGCUCUGGGCUCCGAGCCUCACAUCACCAUGGAAGUUCAGGAGAGUGGAGAGGUCCGGCUGGAGUGCACCUCCGUGGGGUGGUACCCAGAGCCCCAGGUGCAGUGGAGAUCUGCCAAGGAAGAGAAGUUCCUGUCCACAACAGAGUCCAGAAGUCCUGACGAGGAAGGCCUGUUCACUGUGGCAGCCUCAGUGACCCUCAGGGACAACUCCAUGGACAGUAUGUCCUGCUGCAUCCGGAACCUCCUUCUUGGCCAGGAGAAGGAAGUAGGGAUUUCCAUUCCAGCUCCCAUCUCCCCCAGGCUGACUCCCUGGAUGGUGUCUGUGGCGGUCAUCCUUGUGGUCUUAGGGCUGCUCACCAUUGGAUCCAUAUUUUUCAUCUGGAGACUGUACAAGGAGAGAUCCAGAGAGAGGAGGAGCAAAUUCAGCUCUACAGAGAAACUCCUGGAAGAGCUCAAUUGGAAAAAGGUGGCAUUGCAUGCAGUUGAUGUGACUCUGGAUCCAGACACAGCCCACCCUCACCUUUUUCUGUACGAAGACGCAAAAUCUGUUCGACUGGAGGAUUCACGCCAGAAGCUGCCUGAGAAUCCAGAGAGAUUUGACUCGUGGCCGUGUGUGCUGGGCCGAGAGGCCUUCACGGAGGGGCGGCAUUACUGGGAGGUGGAGGUGGGGGACAGGACCGACUGGGCCAUCGGCGUGUGCAGGGAGAAUGUGAUGAAGAAGGGGUUUGACCCCAUGACCCCUGAAAACGGGUUCUGGGCUGUGGAGCUCUAUGGGAAUGGAUACUGGGCCCUCACCCCUCUUCGGACCCCUCUCCCAUUAGCAGGCCCCCCUCGCCGGGUUGGGAUUUUCCUGGACUACGAAUCGGGAGACAUCUCCUUCUACAACAUGACUGACGGGUCGCACAUCUACACCUUCCCUGGCAUCUCCUUCUCUGGCCCCCUCAGGCCCUUCUUUUGCCUGUGGUCCUGCGGGAAAAAGCCCCUGACCAUCUGCCCAGUGUCUGAAGGGCCUGAGGGGGUUACAGUCAUCCCUGAAGCCCAGAACCUUUCCCAGGACAUCCCACUGUCCCGUGUGGGGCAGGACUCUGCCUCUGGGGACACACACACUCUCCGUUCUAAACUCAUCUCUUCCCAGCCCAGCCGAGGGGCACCUUAGGAAAUGACCGGCUCAGCCACCUUCCCGAGCCCCUCCCCCACCUGGCAGCCCUUUGGUGGGAGCAGGGAGCAGGGCCUUCCCAGUCUGCUUCGGCACCAGGACUGGGGGGUGAAGAGCUGACUCCUACGCGCUCCAGUGCUCUCCUGUCGCUGGAGACGGGAACCUGUGGGGAGGAGGACAGCUCAGGGAGGGACAGGUCCACACGGGGGUGUGGCAGAAACACUUGGCGUCCAGAAUACAGGUUUGAAGCAAGCAGAAAGCUCAGGGGGUUCGGGAAAGAAAGAUCUUAGGCUAACAUCCAUAAAGAAGGCUGGAGGGGACAUGAUGGUGGAAGGAAAGAGGCCCCUGGAUUUGCAGGUAUGUAUCUCACCUUCCAAGCUCUGCCCCACAGGAUAGAGGACCUACUUUUAUGGGGGUGGAGCUGUGGGAAAGGAGGAAGGGGAGGAGCUUAGAGGAGCAGGGGUGAGGGGUUGGACAGAAGGUGCGACGGGAGAGAACGGUUGGACCAAACUCAGGCCUGUGCAUAGCCUCGGGCCCUGCUCCUCUCUGGGCACCCUCCUGACUGGCCCUGGCCUGGGUCAGACCUGACUCUCCUUGUUGACUGCACACGUUUCCCGUGCUCUUCUUUUUGAUGUAGACCCUUCUUCUGUGACAUCGCCACAUUAUAGACACUUUUCAGCCUCGUGCCCCCUCAGUCCUCACCUGUGUCCAAGCCCCACACACGCCUUUGGUCAGCGCCAGUCACCACCCAUUUCCAGCCGAGCCAGUUCCCACAGGCUGCCUGUCCUGGGGGUGCCCCGAAGGCUGCACCGUGGUGCUCGGUGCAGCUGGGAUAACCAUGCCUCUCCUGGUCUCCUGGUCCCCUGAGCAGGCUCCUGCGAGUGGCUUGUCUUGCCAAAGGCCUGCAAUUGUGUCCAGGUGCCGCCUUCCAUUUCCACUGUGUCUCUAGCUCCCAGCGAGAGCCUUGCCCAGGGUCCUUGCCUAAUAAAGAAGUCUGUGUAAUUGCUGAA